Messenger RNA from Pieris macdunnoughi, 579 nucleotides. The record is from the annotation of a GenBank genome assembly. Lineage: Eukaryota; Metazoa; Arthropoda; Insecta; Lepidoptera; Pieridae.
AUGUCGGUAAUGAAGUCCAUAGUUGUGUUUUUAGUGUCAAUGAUAGUGGUACAAACGAGUGCCCAGGUGAUGUUCCCAGGGGGAUGUCCCAACGUCGAAGCUCUUACUAACUUUGAGCCAGCACGGUAUCUGGGGACAUGGUACGAAGCUGAAAAGUACUUCGCGAUAUUCGAGCUGGGAGGAAAAUGUAUCUCAGCCAAGUACACUGAUAAUGGGAACGGGGUUAUCGGCGUCAACAAUCAACAAGUCAACUCCAAAGGUGCCAAGUCCGGAAUAGUUGGUGAGGCGAAGUUCACAGGACCAGCGAACAUCGCAAAGCUUAGUGUGCGCUUCCCGUCUCUUCCUGUCGACAUCCCGGCGCCAUAUUGGGUCAUAGACACAGAUUAUGACAACUACGCUUUAGUAUGGAGUUGCACAAACCUGGGUAUCAUGCAUACAGAAACCUCCUGGAUCCUGACGAGGGAAAGAAAUCCACCACAAAGUGUUUUAGAUACGGUAUACGCUGCCAUCGAAAAGAAUAAGAUUGAUAAAACCCACUAUAUCAAGACCGAUCAAAGCAACUGUCCCAAGGACGCCUAA